Anopheles bellator is the source of this 1915-nucleotide messenger RNA. It is a transcript of the gene MED28, whose product is annotated as mediator of RNA polymerase II transcription subunit 28. NCBI's taxonomy places the organism in Eukaryota, Metazoa, Arthropoda, Insecta, Diptera, Culicidae. The transcript is spliced from 4 exons. The record is from RefSeq and is a predicted model, not a curated record. Gene Ontology annotation, cellular component: mediator complex. The coding region runs from base 51 to 782 and encodes 243 amino acids.
UUAAUGUUUUCCGCUCUGGAUCGGUCGGAGUGAUAGCUAGUUUCGUCGCGAUGGCCUCCUCUUCGAACGGUAGCGGGAACCUCGUGGACGAACUUGAGGAAGCUUUUCAGUCGUGCAUUCAUGCCCUUACGAAGGAGGAAUCGGCCACCGGAAUCGACAAGGAUGAAAUCAAGGUGGAGGUCGACCAGACGACGCUGAAAUUCAUAGACCUGGCGCGCCAGAUGGAAGCGUUCUUUUUGCAGAAACGGUUCCUUCUUUCGGCCCUGAAGCCCGAUCUGCUCCUGAAGGAAGAAAACUUCGACCUCAAGCAGGAAAUUGCGCGCAAAGACGAGCUGAUACGGAAGCACUACGAAAAGAUUGAAACGUGGAAGCAAUUGCUCUCGGAUCAGCAGAAUUUCAACAAACCGAUCCAAUCGAUGGCUCCCGAUAUGCGGGGAAAUUUGGCCGGAGGAGCACCGGGAGCUCCGGGUGGAGCCAUCAUGCCCGGUGGUGGCAUGAACUUACCGAUGCAGAAUAUGGCGCAAGUACAACAGAUGCAGCAUCAACAGCAGCUGCAGGCGCAACAGCAACAAAUGCAGCAGCAAAUGCAGCAGCUUCCGAUGAGUGCCGCCAGUGCGCAGCUUUUUCAGCAGGGCGGUGUUCCGCGCAACGUGGGACAACCGGGCGGUGGCGGCCCGGGCUUUCCCCCCGGGGCUGGACCGAACCUUCAAGGGCCGCUGGCAUAUCUGGAGAAAACGGCUAGCAAUAUAGAUCUAGUUGGUAUGGGCGAUGGUAGAAGGUGACGCGGGCGGGGCAGGGGUCGCGGUAGAGGUCGUGGCCGUGGAAGAGGUCGUGGUCGCGGGUCCGUUUCAGCCGAAUUUCACGGCGGUCCCUUAACCUGAGACCGGCAAGCGGGGUGGAAGCUCUCGUCGCCAUUCCUAGCGACGGAAUCCACCCGCUGCCCGCUACCUCAGCACUACCUCUUUCUCUACCGUCAUUGCAAGGCUGUUCAGUACAUGGGUUGCAGAUAGGCCACGUUCGCAGAGCAUGUGCAUCGUGCAUGUGACAACAGUUACAAAGGAAAAACCACACCACCACCAGCAGCAGCAUACAGUAAAAAAGGCAGCGAAACAAUCUGGAACCAGAAAGAUUCCUGGCACAAACUCUGGCCCACUCCCGUUAGACAGAGCCAACCAAAACGCACCACCUACCAAACUUCUCGCUCCGUUCCGUUUGGCACACAUUCAAACACUUCUCACACGCAAUUGCAACGAACGAACUCGAACUAUUUGUUAUCUCUACCGCUUCCCGCUCCUAGCCCCCCCAAGAUUCCUGCUCGAUCGGUCCUCAAGAAACCGAUCGGAGCAUCGCGAGCGUUAAUAGCGACGUUCCCCCUCUCGCCGAGGACCUCCGGGUUCGCGUCGUUGAUGGGAUGGACAUUGAUUUUCGUUUUCAUUUUAGAUACUAUUUGUCUCCGUAACACUAAAGAUGUAUAAAAGAAAAGAUUGUCCCAUAUUGUAAUUGAAAGGCGGAUGAUCUUUCGCACGAAGACGUUCGACGUGGUGGUUGUCUUCGUGCAUGUAAAAUGUGUGCUCGCUUCCUAUUUACUAACCCGCUCCUUGUUUUCCACCGGACGAAACGGACUGCGCAUCGUGAUCCGCGCGCCUGGAUCGCGGCGAAGCGUAUUUCUUCUCUUCGCGUCUUUGCCGCCGCGAUCGGCUUUGGCUAUCGAUUUCACAAAACGUUUGCCGUUUUGUCCUUCUAUACUACGUGGCGGUCCGUCCGGAAUUGGCUUACUCCCUUGAACGUUUCCUUAGUCCGCUAAGAUUUCUGCGACAGGGAGUUAGGAACCAACAGUGGACUGCUUUUAAGUAGAUGAAAACUAAGAGAACUUAGAGAAAAAAUGGAUAAUAAAUGAGGAAAUAUGAUGUGCUCA